This is a messenger RNA of Zootermopsis nevadensis, 4511 nucleotides long. RefSeq names its product glutathione hydrolase 7. Gene Ontology annotation, molecular function: glutathione gamma-glutamate hydrolase. Gene Ontology annotation, cellular component: plasma membrane. The record is from RefSeq and is a predicted model, not a curated record. Gene Ontology annotation, biological process: glutathione catabolic process. Lineage: Eukaryota; Metazoa; Arthropoda; Insecta; Blattodea; Termopsidae.
AUCUAUGGGAUGUUAAUAGGUGUUGCACUGUCCUUUACCGACUGAAUCUAAAGGUCACCUACAUCAUAUUUAAUAAUUCAGUCCCCACCGCAAAGAAAACGCAAUACGGCUUCACUGUUAAGAUAACUUUGUUAAUGCGGUUUAAGGAAGUAAUUGCCGUUUAUUCUGAGAAUAUAAAACACACAAAUACAAAUUGUGGAAUAAAUGCAGAAUUAUUUAUUGUUAAUAGAGAUGGCUCAUCGGUGAUGAACCUUCGUGUUUAAAGGGUUAAUCUGAAGUUCAAUAUUCUUCACUUAUUUGAUUGUUUUAUUCCGCUUCAGUACUCAAGGAGACAUUGGAACGAAAAUAAAUCUAUGUGCUUGUACCGUACGUUGUUUAAUUACACUGCACCGUUGAUGUGAACCAUUUAUGAAGAAGUAACGUUGUUCGGAAUUGUUUAGGUUAUCUGUGGUGCACCGUUAUUUGCGAGCUGGGAAGUUGGUCGUGUGGUUUUUAACAUAGAUUAAUCAGUUAAUAAGCCGCAUAAUGUACUGUUCGUUCGUGUAUGUUUGAAGUUACAAGAUUUUUUCACGAAUAACAUGAAUGGUUCCACAGCAAAUGAAAUUGGUGAACCAACGCCAAGCAUCCCUGGGCCAUAUCGCAGUCCUGAGCAAACAGAGGCAUAUCCCCUGAAGCAAAGUUUAUAUAGAGGAAGUGGUGGGUCUGGCAAUAGAACCCAUGGGUUGAGGUCACUUACUCGAUGCUGCAGUGGAUCUGCUGAUAACAAUGGUGCCAGCCUUCGUAUUAUUAUUCUGUGCUUUGUGGCUUUAACCUUGGCUGUGAUAAUAGCUCUAGCUGUUCAGAUCUACUAUGGAGAUUAUCAGCUCAUUCCGCAUGGUAGUGUUGCCACAGACAACUUUCACUGCUCUGUCAUCGGAACUGAUGUCCUGAAAAAUGGUGGAAAUGCUGUUGAUGCUGCUGUUGCUUCAGUGUUCUGUUUAGGAGUGGUGAACCCACAUGCAACAGGACUAGGCGGUGGUGGAUUUAUGAUCAUAUAUAACCAUCGCAAGCAAAAAGUAUUAGACGUGAUUGAUUUUCGAGAAGCAGCACCCGCUUCCAUCAGUAUUUCAAAUGAUGCACCAGGCAGUUAUGUGGGUGUGCCAGGUGUGCUGAGGGGACUAGCCAUGGCUCAUCAGCUGCAUGGGAAAUUACCAUGGAAAGAUGUCAUCACGCCAGCAGUUCAGAUUGCUCGAACAGGUUUCUAUGUUCCUGAGACAUUGUUUGCUGCAAAGUCUCAUCUGGAUCUCGAUGAAUUCAACGGCAAACUUUUUAAUUGGACGGCACCGCUAGAAGCCGGCCAGAACCUGACCAUGUCUGAAUUGGCAGCUACAUUGGAGUUGAUAUCUGUUAAAGGACCUAAUGUUUUCUAUAAUGGUAGCCUUGCAAAAGGUAUCCUAGUUGCUGUUACAAAUGCAGGAGGCAAGAUGACAGAACAAGAUCUAGCCUCUUACCAGGCGGUGAGGCGCUCUGCACAAGAAGCUACAUUCGCUGACUUCAAUAUCUUUGUUCCUGACCUUCCAUCAGGAGGUCCAGCUCUCUUGGCAACCUUGGGAUUACUUCCUGUUAUAAAUUCUUCAAGAGGUGGACAAGGAAUGUCUCUGGUGCACAUUCUCAGUCUAGUAAAUGCAUCUGAAAACAUUUAUAGACAGGCACUUCGUGGCAUUUGGGGUGAUCCAAAUUUCCUUGCUCAAAAAUAUGAGUAUGAGAGAGGCGAAGUCAAUUUCGGAUCGUUGACACAAUCUGCGAGCUCCCAUGUUGCUGCAGUGGAUUUGAAUGACAUAUAUGUCUCUGUUGUUAGUGGUCUCAAUACAUGGUUUGGCUCACAGUUGCUUACAAAUGGAGGCUUUGUAUUAAAUAAUGCACUCGUCAAUUUUGGGGUGGGAAAGAACAGCCCGUUUCCAGGCAAACGUCCGUUAUCGUUGGCUACGCCUAUUAUUGCUGUGGAAAGGAGACGUGUGUGUGGACGCAGACUGGUGCUUGGUUCAGCGGAUAUGACAGUGGCAGCGCAGCUUCUGUCACGUCUUCUUGUACUGGACACGAACAUUACAUGGAGUGUGGAAGCCCCUCGUUUUCAAAUUGCAGAUGGAAAUAAGAGUAUUUUUCUUGAAGAUCACGUGCCGCCACUGAGUAAGAAUGCACAGGAAUAUCUCCAAACAUUUGGCUACCGCCUGCAGAGUCUGUCUAAACCGUAUCAGAGCUGUAACAUUGUGGAGAAAGUUGCAGAUGAGCUGGUAUCACACUCUGAUUCCCGUGGAGGAGGCGUGUCUUCUAGAUUUUAAUUUUCACAUUGUUCUAGUGAGGGGCAGAAUGACCAGAAUAGAGGUAAGCCAAAGAAGCGGCAGCAUCGUCACCCACUUGACGUUAUUAUACCCAUUUUCAUGACUGAUCUUGUUGUACUUGCUGACGCCAAUAUUGUUCUAUGUUUAUGAUAAUGACGAGGAAUGUAACACGCCCUUUCCCGUAGGUUAUCAGAUGUGGGCGUACAUUUUUAACUGAUAAUCAAAUAUUUAAUACUAGAAAGUGUUAUGUAGAUUCAUUGCCAGGUUCUGCUUUUUGUGUGACAUUUGACGAGUCAAUAAGCAGCUUCUCUUUGAGUUUCGAGACAGGCUUUCUGUGCCAGGAUUACCGUUGGCACCAAAAUGACUAUUUACUGUCGCCAUAGCUUCAUCUGCUUCAGUGGGGUGUAGUAUAUCUUUAGAAAGAAAGUUGAUUGAUGACAUUUGAAUAGGAGAGGCUAGUGGAGUUGUUUUGUAUGCCGGUACUUAUUUAUUUUUGGUUUAUUUAAUGAUGCUGUCACUAGCUCAGAAUAUAUAGUAUUGGAUGAUAGGAUAAUUAAUGAGUAAUGAAUAAGAAAGGAUGUGGAAAGAAGUGGUAAUAACCUAAUUCUUGUGGCAUUUCCUGAAGAGACUGAGUAAAAUCAUGAAAAAAGACUCGCUGAGGAUAGUUUGUCUUCAGUCUGAGAUUUGAAAUGAGUGCUAACGACUUGCCUGUGAUGUCCAGUCCUAUUCGUAUAAAUAUUAUGUACAACAGUGUAGAAGAAAUUGAAAAGAAUGCACUCAAGGAAUGAAUAAGAUCCCUAAAGCGGCCCAUCCACGUACGAGUCUGACUUGCGAGUCUGGCUCGGCGAGCUUGACUCGUGAGCCAGGCUCGGAUGUAUUUCACCACACAUGCAUAGCAGACUCAGCUCGUGACACCCCACCCACAAACGAGUUUGGCUCGAUGGAACCCGAGCCAAGCCGGACUAGCAAACCAGACUCGUACGUGGGUGGGUCGCUUAAGAAAUGAUAAAUUACACGUUCAUAUGUAAAGAAUGGGGAAAAAAGAUGGAAAUUUUCAAUUUUUUCAUGAUCAUAACAGGUGAAGUCCUAAUAAUCGGAGAGGGAGGAACAUUGUGAUUCACAAUUCACCAUUUAUGAUAAUAUUAUCAUUUCUCAUUUGCUGCCUCGCCUUUGCAGUUGAUUUAACACCAAAUAUAUUAACAUUGAAUCCAGUUUAUAUUCUAGAUUUCAAGUGACUUUUAUCAGCUUCUCUAGACCAGAAUUCACAUUCCCAUCACAUGGAGUGGAUGCAUUAUAUUUAACAAACUGUUUUUUUAUGUUGCUGUGAUGCCACAGUAUUAUCUGCAUUGACUGUGUAAUACAGUGCAUGCAGAGAAAGAACGCAUGUAAUUACUGUAGUGACACCAAGUUAGCGGGUCGCUCUACAAAGAAAUAUAAUUUGUACGGAUUUAAGGUUUUCAAAAUAUCAGGUUGGGAUUAAAAAGAGGUUUUUCUUUUGUAAAGGAAUAUUUUACAAAUUAUAUUGUGAUGAUUAAAUUAUUUAUUUAUGUCUAUAGAAUGUGAUUUACAUACAUGUUUUUGUUUAUAUAAAUAUAUAUAAAAAUGAACUUUUGGCUUACUAAAUUUUUCUCUGUAAUGGAUUCAGUUUUAUGAGCUUCUGGUGAACUUGAUCCAAACAUUUUGCGUAUGACCAGGUAAUAAUGUCGCAAUAACACACCACAUUGUUUUUUUAACAGUUUAGGUAAUGUACGUGAACUUCCUAUCCAUGUUUGUAGACUGCCGAAGGCAAUUUACUGUUUUAAUCAGUGUGAAUUAUAAGAAUCGAGAAUUUGACUUAUUGAAACGCAGUGAAGUCAAUUAGCUCAUAAAAUGCACAGAAUGACAAUUUUGAUCUUUUUACUUAUUGCCAUAAGACAAAAUUCCAUUUUUGUUUACAAUGUUAUAUUCUUUGUACAAAUAUAUUUCUUUCAUUGAACACGGUUAAAUUUACGUGUCACAGAGGUGCCACGUAACUUCAUUGGUGAAAUGGUCUGGAUCUAGUCCUCUUUGGUACAGAAUAAGUGAGCACAUUAACGUCUUAUUUCAAUGAAUGAACAAAGAAAAAUGAUUUUUGUUUAUAUAUACGUGUAACUUCAGAACCAAAUAGUGCUUAUUUACAUGUAAACUUUAUUAAAGUAUAAAGAAAUUAAUGCA